CGCGCCGUGCCAGAGUGCAGCAGCGGGACACGAGCGCUCACACACGUCGCCGCGUCUGCACGCUUUACUAUUAAUACCGCAGCCGUCCACCGCGAGUGGACUGGAUGCCGGAGGGCGAAGGCGGAUUAAGCAACAGACGCCCAAAUUUGGCAUCCCCCCCAUCCUCCUCCUCCUCCUCCUCUCCGCCAUGUGGAUUGGAGAGACAUGGAUUGAUGAAGAGCGAUAGAGCACGCGCGGGAGAGGGAAAGUGGGGGGGACUGCAGUACACGCAGGGUCUGGAUGAAUAACCAUGGCAACAGCAGCAGCGGCAGCAGCAGCAGCCGCCGCCGUCGUAGUCCUGCAAGCGGAGAUAUAAACAUUGCACAGGAGCGCAUCCAUCUGCAUUAACUCUCUGGAUCGUCUCACUUCCUGGAUCGCUGUUAAGGUGAUGACUGGGACACGAUAUCAUGUCUGAAGUUCAGGGAACGUUGGAGUUUUCCAUAGAGCUGCACAAGUUUCACAAUGUGGAUCUUUUUCAGAGAGGGUUCUACCAAGUCCGAACGGGGUUGAAGGUUUCCCCUCGAGUGCUCCACAGGUUAAUAGUGACGGCGCAAGACAAUGCAGCAGGCGAAUGCAGCUUCAGCUCCCCGGGGGUGUACGAGGGCGUCGUGUUCAGCCGGAUCUUCCAGAUCCUUUACAGGAACGAGGAUAUCUCUGUCAACGACAGCAUGGUCUUCAAAGUGCAUCUGCUGCUGGAUGGAGAGCGGCUGGAGGAGGCCCUCGGCGAGGUGGACUUCCAGUUGAAGCUGGAUCUUCACUUCACCGACAACGAGCAACAGUUGGCCGACGUGGUCUCGGUCCCGUUGAUCAGCAGCCGAACCCUCGACCUGCACUUCCACCCGCAGAGAGGCUUGCAUCACCACGUUCCCGUCAUGUUCGACUACUUCCACCUGUCCGUCAUUUCCGUGUCCAUCCACGCCUCACUGGUUGCCUUACAUCAGCCUCUGAUCAGCUUUGCUCGCACGGGGAAGGGCUCCUGGCUGGGAAGAGGCUCAGCGGAGAGCACCGCCGAGCCAGCUGCCGUCUCUGUGGAAAACCUCGUCUUGGGAGCGGGCUACUGCAAGCCCAUCAUCUCCGAGGGGAGCUUUUAUGUGCCCAGUGAGGACGGCCUGCAGAGAGCGUACACUUGGCACAGAAGACUCUGUCGCCUUCUGCUGGCGGCGCAGGCCGCGCUCAACAGCUACUGCACCGCGUUGAUGAAGGAAGUGCCGCAGCUCCAGCAGAUACCGCUGGACACAGAAGUCCUGCCAGCGGAAGAGACGCUGAAUCAGCUCGCAUUAGAGUUACAGCUGCAAGAGGGCCGCGAGAAGGUGGCCGAGCAGAUCAGCGCCGACGUGGGCCACCUCUGCACGCAGCUGAGCGCUCUGUGGAGUGGCUUUCUGGAAUCGGCCGUGCUCAAUCCGCACGUCCUCUCCUACUUGGCUCAGGAGCAUCACACGCUCAGGGUGAGGAGAUUUUCCGAGGCGUAUUUCUUCACAGAGCACCCCAAAGAGACAUCGCUGCUAUUUCAAGAGGAGCUAAUCAGCAGACAGGGCCAGGUUGCCGCAGAAGUGCGCUCUUCAGACUACUUGGCCAAAAUGCCUCCUUUACCUGUCGAGUGCCUGGACAUUGAUGGAGACUGGAACAGCCUUCCCAUCAUCUUUGAGGACCGAUAUGUGGAGUUUGCUCCUAAAGACUUGGCGCCCCACGCGACGACAUCCGACGAUCACGCCCCAAGCGCUCUGAGGGCCAAAUGCUUCGAAGUCUCCCAAGAUCCUUCAGAUAGUGACGACUGUAUGGAUUUGACCACCUAUGUGUCGCUCAUAGGAAAGCAAAGCAGACUUUCUCAGGAUACGAUCCCAAUGGAGAAAAGAAUAGAUGGACCGGUAGCAGAGCCCAAGGACAUCUCAUCAGUCAAAGAUCUCCAUUCUCAUCCAACAGAAGUUGUUCUCGUUCCAGAAGAUGCCAUCAAUGAUACCUCAAAGGACAACGUUAGCCAAAACAGUGAGGACGCUCCAGUUAGCACCCCCGUGCUCUCCACGCCUUCUUUUUCAUCUUCUUCUCCCAGCCGUCUGGCAAAGGAGGCGUCCCAUCGAGGAGGCGCGGUCCUCCCGAAGAUCAUAAAGCGCUCGUCCUCGGUCAUUUCAGACUCUGGUAUCGAGAGCGAGCCCAGCUCCGUGGCGUGGCCCCUGGAAGCGGUGCUGCGGGCUCCGCCCCCUUUGGAUUUUUCCAGCCAACGGGAAAUCCGCCGGCGGAAAGCGCUCCGGCACCCGGUUCUCCGAAGCUCCUUGGAGGGCCUGCAGAUGGAGAGCAACGGUAGCAUUCCCAGCGGCGGUAUACAGGCCUCGUUGACGUCCAUCAGCUCGUUGCCGUACGAGGACGAACGGGAGCAGAGCCACGGCGGCAAACUGACCAAAUCCGUGUCCGCGCCGCAGAUCAGUAGCCCGGAUGACGAGCGCGGGACUCAAAUUCAGGAUGCCUCAAGUCGUUCAGAACAACAAACCCAGCCGUCGGAAUCGGCCAUUUUCCACGCAAGUUCCGAAAUGCCAAAUCGUCCUCAAAACCUUCCAGCCGCUCACAAAUCCAGCUCGGCGGAGGGCCCCGGUGGUCCGCUUCCCAACGGCCGCGGGGAGAAUGUAAAUCAUCACAUCGGCGGGGUGAGUGUCUCUGUGGAGGAUGUACAUCUUGCCGCUUUGGAAGCUGGACACGAGUUAAGCGCUAGAAUAAACGCAACGGGGCAGCCGGGUGUCAUCGACGUCGACGAGACUCAUCACCAAGUUGAUUCCUCGCAACCUUGGCAAGGCUCCGAUGAGAUGGCUCGCAACGGGAUAGCGGCCAGCCAGAACGAAGCCGCCCAUGAGCCCACGAAAAGCUCCAAGGCGCCCAACUCGGGCCUGGCCUUCGUCAAUAAGAAGAUGGUGGAGGUGGUGAACAUGUCGGUGUCGUGCGCGCCUACUUGCCUGCCCUUUUCUAGUGUUCUAAAAGACUCUCCGUCCGUGAGCGGCAUGUCCACUCGCCCGACUACCUCACCUAUCACCAAUCAGCCGCUGGGCUCCUUCGGUAUCAUCUCCCCGACGUUAGCCAACCAGCUCGGCGUUGACCACCAGGCCAACGAACGCAUGCUGAGUUUCUUCAAAGCCAAAGAGGAGCUUUUUAAAGGGAUGAGCUUCCAAGGCGGCCUAUAUAGCGACCUCCCUCUGCUGGCGUCCGACCUGCCCUACUUCCCUCCCGAGGAGGACGACGAGGAAUUCGACGACGGCAUACACUUGGUGGUGUGCGUGCACGGCCUAGAUGGAAACAGCGCGGACCUUCGCCUGGUGAAGACGUUCAUCGAGUUAGGCCUGCCGGGAUCCCGGCUGGACUUUCUCAUGUCGGAAAGGAACCAGGCCGACACGUUUGCUGAUUUCGACACCAUGACGGACAGAUUGCUGGAUGAGAUUAUCCAACACAUCCAGUUGUACAAUCUCACCAUCGGCAGAAUAAGCUUCAUCGGACACUCCCUGGGGAACGUCAUCAUCCGCUCGGUGCUGACGAGACCUCGCUUCCGCUGUUACCUGGCCAGGCUGCACACGUUCCUCUCGCUGUCCGGCCCGCACCUGGGCACGCUGUACAACAACAGCACGCUGGUCAGCACGGGUCUGUGGUUGAUGCAGAAGCUGAAGAAAUCGGGAUCCUUGCUGCAGCUCACCUUCAGAGACAAUCUGGACCCGCGGAAGACCUUUCUUUAUCUCCUCAGUCAGAAACCGGGGCUCCAGUUCUUCAAAAACGUCGUGCUGGUGGCGUCUCCGCAGGACCGUUACGUUCCUUUCCACUCUGCCCGAAUAGAGAUGUGCAAAACGGCUCUCAAAGACAAAAGCACAGGCCCCGUGUACACAGAGAUGAUCAACAACCUUCUGCAGCCUCUCGUGGAGGCCAAAGAUUGCCGGUUAAUCCGUCAGAACGUUUUCCACGCUCUACCCAACACGGCCAACACGCUGAUCGGCCGAGCCGCCCACAUCGCCGUCCUGGACUCUGAACUUUUCCUGGAGAAGUUCUUCUUAGUGGCAGGGCUGGACUACUUCAAAUAACAUACUGUCAUGUACAUACUAAGGAAGGAGGUGAAUAUUUGUGGGUUAGCCAUGCGUGUUUGUGACGUGCUCACCUAGCGUGAGUGUGACGACUAGUAGCCGUGCAAAUUGUAACAUAAACAUGGAACAUCUUUCCAGCAGAGAUGCUUGCCUUAUCACUAACCUCUCGGCUAAUUGCGCCACGUUCCCUUUGCGGAAAGAAUUCCACUAGCAUUCAUCGCCGUACGAGUAGCCACCUGUCGACGUCAAAUGCAAAAUCUCGAAAAGACUUUUUUUUUUUACAUCCCGUUAUGUAGCUUUAAUCAUACCUCUCUAAUUGCGUCAAUCAUAUUUGACUAUUUUCUUGAGAGUGGCAAUAUCAUUCCGAAAGUCUCAUCUUACUCCUGAUCUAUAUAAAUAGAGUAUUGAUCGGAUGUCAUUUAACAUACUUAAGAUAAUAUACUAUGCUAACAUGAACAGAGCUAAAUCAAAAUAUCAUCCAUGUGCCCAACCAUGAAUGGAUGGAUACGUCUUAGCAAGUAUAAUCUUGUACUUAAUCGUUGUGUGCAAUACUACUUGAAAUGUUUUUAUAGGCGAGUCACUGUAAAUGUAUGCAUUCAAUAGACACAAGAGACCUAAAUGAAUUAAAACAAAAAACAUUGGUGGAACACAAGAACCACCAAGAACACACACACACACGCACACACACACUGAAAUCUUUUGUGGAUAGUCUUUCUCAGAAAAAUGGAAGCUGUAGCUACAAAUAUAUUUUCAUCUAUUGUUGAAUGGUGUCUCAAUAUAUUUGUCCAUUUAUUUAUUCUCUGUAUUGUCUUUUUUUUUUUGUUGAUGAAGUUUUCAUGAUGUCAUUUGGAUCACUGCCUCAAUUGGAAGGAAGUCUUGUUUGACUAAUCCUUGGGAAAUUUAUAAAUUCAUAGAUCAAUGCAUUUUUUUUUUUUUUAUCCAAUUGCCUUUUCCAGCAAGUCCAUUAUGGGCCCCUUGGGCAGUUUUCCGUCACGCGUGUGAAAAGGUGUUCUCAUUGUCAGGAAAAUCCUUCAUGUAUUUAAAUGAAUGUAAAAAAAAAAAGAAAGUCUAACAUCACUGUGAGCACCAUGUAUUUAUUCCAUCCAAGUUAUUUUGAAAUGUAUAAUAUGUAAAGUACAGAGAGAACUACUUCGUCUGUGCCAAUUAAACAGAUACAGUAAUAAAAUUGUUUUGCAUAAGGUC
This is a messenger RNA of Syngnathus typhle (broad-nosed pipefish), 5288 nucleotides long. It is a transcript of the gene fam135b, whose product is annotated as family with sequence similarity 135 member B. The record is from RefSeq and is a predicted model, not a curated record. The transcript has 20 exons. Lineage: Eukaryota; Metazoa; Chordata; Actinopteri; Syngnathiformes; Syngnathidae. The coding region runs from base 447 to 4085 and encodes 1212 amino acids.